This is a messenger RNA of Prorocentrum cordatum, 689 nucleotides long. The record is from the annotation of a GenBank genome assembly. NCBI's taxonomy places the organism in Eukaryota, Dinophyceae, Prorocentrales, Prorocentraceae.
AGGCUUCAACAGCUCCGCCAUGCGCGUCGUGCGCGGAGCCCCAGAGACGGCGCCUGGGCCGCUGGUUGGACCUGGUUCCUACGACACGCACAUGGUGGGCAGGAUCGUGUGGCAUCGCGAGCGGCACGUGUCGCACCCCGCGCAGCAGCAGAUCAGCGGCCACAGGUCGCCAGUGCUGUGCACGUUCGGCAAGUGGCGCCCGCAGGACGAGUCCAGCCCGCCUCUGUCCAGGUCCCCGGGUCCUGGCCACUACGCCGUGAAGGAGAGCAUCGGAACCAGCUGGCAGAAGUACCCGUCGCCGGGCACGAGCUUCGCGCGGCAGCCGCCGGUGCCCGGCGAGUCGCGCUUCGGGGCGCUGUCGCGCGGGCUGGAGGACGCGAGGGGAGGCGGCCAUGGCGCGAUGGACUUCUUCUCGGGCUGACGCUCGGGCGCCGUGGCCGCCCGCGGAUGGACCCCAAGAGGGGCCCGCAGACCAAGGAGGAGGAGGAGGAGGAGGAGAACGUGACGAUGCUCAUGUUUGUGUGUGUGUGUUGUCCUGCGCUUCAAGCUUGAUCUGGUGCCUCUUGUGGGCAUCCCCUUUUGUAGAAAGGGGUGUCUCGUCUGCUCCAAGCAUAGGGCGCCUCGCAUUGCCCAGCGAAUUACGGGAGACUGUUUUGCGCACGCCGACUACUUGUGGCGAGCGAUUGAAA